Molecule: messenger RNA, 396 nt
Organism: Puccinia graminis f. sp. tritici CRL 75-36-700-3
Lineage: Eukaryota; Fungi; Basidiomycota; Pucciniomycetes; Pucciniales; Pucciniaceae
Exons: 1
Coding region: 1-396 (131 amino acids)
Source: RefSeq, a predicted model, not a curated record
AUGCCCCUGCUUGAUAGCUUCCUAAAUGAGCCGGGGAUGCAGGAGGGUCACCCCACCGCCAGCCCAAUCGGUAGCUGCCUUUCCUCCCCGUGCAAACAUCACUUGAUCACAGUCACCAAGAUCGAUGGGACUGCGUGCAAUUGGGAUCUAUACUCCAGAGUAUUGGAUGGAUAUAAUGAUGCAACCCCAAACCUUGCCAAGUGGAACUUGUGUGGCAAUCAAAAUCUAGAUCGGAGUUCCAAGAGUUCUACACAAGUCUUCCUAGGUCUUCCUAUCUUCCAUACUACACAACCAUCCACUGUACACAAAUCAUGUAUCGGAAUCGACCGUCACCACCAGCAAUUGGACGAUCAGGAUCUAAGCUUCUGCUCCGGUGUUCAAUGUUGGCUUGAAUGA